CCUCCCUCCUUCCUUUCCCCCUCCUCCGCCGCUUUGCUCGUGAACUCCAGCCCCCUCUCUAUCAGCCUCUCACUCCGUCUCAAUAUGUCUCAAGAUGGCGGCCAAUGCGGGAUCGAUGUUUCAAUAUUGGAAGCGCUUUGAUUUACAGCAGCUGCAGAGAGAACUUGAUACCACAGCAACAGUAUUAGCAAACAGACAAGAUGAAAGCGAACAGUCUAGGAAAAAACUCAUUGAUCAAAGUAGAGAAUUCAAGAAAAACACUCCUGAGGACUUGCGCAAGCAGGUAGCUCCUUUAUUAAAGAGUUUCCAAGCAGAGAUCGAUGCAUUGAGUAAAAGAAGCAAAGAAGCGGAAGCUGCCUUCUUGAAUGUGUAUAAGAGAUUAAUUGACGUCCCAGAUCCAGUUCCCGCUUUGGAGCUGGGGCAGCAGCUUCAACUGAAAGUUCAACGUAUGCAUGACAUUGAAACAGAGAAUCAGAAGCUCAGAGAAACGUUAGAUGAGUACAACAAAGAGUUUGCUGAAGUAAAAAACCAAGAGGUUACAAUAAAAGCACUUAAAGAGAAGAUCCGGGAAUAUGAACAGACUCUGAAGAAUCAAGCGGAGAAUCUAGCCUUAGAGAAGGAACAAAAGUUACAAAAUGACUUUGCUGAAAAAGAGAGAAAGUUGCAGGAGACACACAUGUCUACGUCUUCCAAGCUUGAGGAGGCUGAACACAAAGUUCAACUUUUGCAAACUGCCUUGGACAAGUCUCAAACAGCAUUAUUUGACCUAAAAGCAAAAUAUGAUGAAGAAACAUCAGCAAAGGCAGAUGAGAUUGAGAUGAUCAUGACCGACCUUGAACGAGCUAAUCAGAGAGCAGAGGUGUUUCAGAGAGAAGUAGAGGCCUUAAAGGAACAGCUCUCAUUACUUAACAAAUCUGUCCAACAUGCUUCACAGGCUCCAAAGACCUCUGACACGGAGCAGGUAACGGAGGCAGUGACACGUUCUAGUAUGGAAGUAGAACUUACAGCAAAGGAGAGAGAAAUUGCCCAGCUUGUGGAGGAUGUACAGAGGUUACAGGCCAGUCUCACUAAGCUCCGUGAAAACUCAGCCACGCAAAUAUCCCAGCUUGAGCAGCAGCUAAACACCAAGAACAGCACACUCAAACAACUUGAAGAAAAGCUAAAAGUGCAGGCUGACUAUGAAGAAAUUAAAAAGGAACUUAAUAUCCUGAAAUCCAUGGAGUUUGCCCCGUCUGAAGCAUCGACUGUUCAGGAUGCAGCUAAACCGUUGGAGGUUCUGUUACUGGAGAAGAACCGGUCUUUGCAGUCAGAAAAUGCCACAUUGCGCAUUAGUAACAGUGACCUGAGUGGGUCAGCCAGGAGAAAAGGGAAAGACCAGCAUGAGAUUCAACGUCCUGCAACCUUGCCAGCCUCCCCUCCCUCUAAGUUGCUUCGCAACGCAGGGGAGCAGGCUUCCAAUACUAAUGGUACACACCAGUUCUCACCAACGGGUUUAAAUCAAGACUUUUUCAACUCAUCCAUUGCAAGCCCUUCUUUACCCCUGGCCUCCACAGGAAAAUUUGCACUAAAUUCACUACUCCAGCGACAGCUAAUGCAGUCCUUCUACUCCAAGGCAAUGCAAGAAGCAGGAAGCACAAGCAUGCUUUUCUCAGCAGGUCCCUUCAGCACAAACUCCAUAUCUUCCCAAAGUCCUUUACAACAGCCAAGCCCGGACAUAAAUGGCAUGGCUCCCUCGCCCAGCCAGUCGGAGAGUGCUGGGAGCGUCUCGGAAGGAGAAGAAAUAGACACAGCAGAAAUUGCACGUCAAGUCAAAGAGCAGUUGAUCAAGCACAAUAUAGGGCAGCGGAUUUUUGGACAUUAUGUAUUGGGACUAUCACAGGGUUCCGUGAGCGAGAUACUGGCUAGACCAAAGCCGUGGAAUAAAUUGACUGUGCGAGGAAAGGAGCCUUUCCACAAGAUGAAGCAGUUCCUCUCUGAUGAGCAAAAUAUCCUGGCUCUCCGCAGCAUACAAGGCAGGCAAAGAGAGAAUCCAGGCCAGAACCUGAACAGACUAUUUCAGGAAGUCCCGAAAAGAAGAAAUGGGUCUGAAGGGAAUAUCACAACACGGAUCCGAACCCCAGAAAGUGGCUCUGAUGAAGCCAUAAAGUCUAUCCUAGAGCAAGCCAAAAGAGAGCUGCAGGUGCAGAAGACUGCUGAGCCGGCUCAGCCCCCUUCUGCAUCAAGCGGUGGUAAUUCCGAUGACGCCAUUUGGACCAUACUGCAGCAAGCACGGCGUGAAAUGGAAGCCCAGCAGGCCGCCUUUGAACCUGCCUUAAAAACAACAUCUUUAAUCCAAUCUGACCUUUCUAUCAUUUCUCCUAAACUUACCUCGACAUCUUCAGUUUCCACGGUUUCUAGUUACUCUCCUUUAACCAUGACAUUAAAGAAACACACAUCUAUUUUGGACGCUAGUACUUCUACUUUACAGAACCUCUGUGUAAAAAAGGAGCCUCAAGAAACACCAGGGUUAGAACUUCAUAGCAUAUCAGAUACAUCCCAAGGCAUGCUGCGGCAUGUGAAAAAUGAAUUAGGUCGGGGUGGUGCAUGGAAAGACCACUGGUGGAACACUGUCCAGCACGACAGACGAAAUCCUGGUUCUUCUGAAGACACAAAACCAGAGGAAAUCAACUGUGGGAAAGAAAAGCUUAUCGCUCAGAGCAGGACAGAACGUAACCAGCUUCAGGGGCCUUCCUCUUCUUCUGAGUACUGGAAAGAGUGGCCAAAUGCUGAAUCUCCAUACUCUCAAAGCUCAGAAAUCAGCAUGACUGGAGCCAGCCGCAGUGAGACUCCACAGAACAGCCCACUGCCUUCUUCUCCGGUGGUCUCGAUGACCAAGCCUACCAAACCAUCUGUCCCUCCGCUUACUCCAGAACAGUACGAGGUUUACAUGUAUCAAGAGGUGGACACUAUAGAGUUAACCCGCCAAGUGAAGGAAAAACUAGCAAAAAAUGGAAUCUGCCAAAGGAUAUUUGGAGAAAAGGUGUUGGGACUCUCCCAGGGUAGCGUCAGCGACAUGUUGUCAAGGCCGAAACCUUGGAGCAAGCUGACCCAAAAAGGCCGUGAACCGUUCAUCCGAAUGCAGCUGUGGUUAAAUGGUGAACUGGGACAGAGUGUCUUACAUUCACAAGGACAGCAGCAAGGGCAAGCUCCGCAGUCUGCAACAGCUCAACAGGACCCUUUGGUUGAAGGAUGUCCAAGUUCAGAAAGCACUCCAAAGACCUCUACUAGCUGCAGUCCUGCCCCCGAGUCUCCAAUGAGUUCCAGUGAAUCUGUUAAGAGCCUGACAGACUUGAUCCAGCAGCCGUGCCCUGCGAUUGAGACCAGCAAAGAAGGCGAGCCUCAGGAGUCUAAUGAUGCAUCCGCAUGCGACUCCCAGCCAGCAACUCCUCUGCCAUUCCCCGGCCACUCCGCUCUGAGCAUCCAAGAGCUGGUGGCCAUGUCCCAUGAGCUGGACACCUAUGGUAUCACCAAGAGAGUCAAAGAGGUGUUAACUGACAAUAACUUAGGUCAGCGUCUGUUUGGGGAAACCAUCCUGGGUCUAACACAAGGCUCGGUCUCUGACUUGCUGGCACGUCCAAAGCCGUGGCACAAGCUGAGUUUGAAAGGAAGAGAACCAUUUGUACGCAUGCAACUGUGGCUCAAUGAUCCAAAUAACGUGGAAAAGCUCAUGGACAUGAAACGCAUGGAAAAGAAAGCAUACAUGAAAAGAAGACACAGCUCAGUAAGCGAUAGUCAGUCAUCUGAGCCUCCUUCAGCGGGCAUUGACUACAGCCAAGGCACCAGUCCCCAACCACAACAUCAGCUGAAGAAACCCAGAGUAGUGUUGGCACCUGAGGAGAAAGAAGCUCUAAAACAGGCUUACCAGCAAAAGCCAUACCCUUCACCCAAAACCAUUGAAGAACUUGCCACCCAGCUUAACCUGAAAACUAGCACCGUCAUUAACUGGUUCCAUAAUUACAGGUCUCGCAUACGCAGAGAACUAUUCAUUGAAGAAAUUCAAGCAGGUAGCCAUGGACAGAUUGGUUCCAGUGACUCCCCGUCAGCCACAAGCAGCAGGGCAGCUCACAGCUCUGAAGGAGACAGCUGUGAUGGUGUAGACAUGGAAAGCACAACAGAAGGGAAACAUAGUGUCCUUGAAGCAGACCAAUUCAACGGUGCAAACAAAAAGUCUCAGGGAGGACAAACUGAUUCAGCUUUUGAAGAGAAUGAGGAUGCUAGAUCUACUGAGAAAACAGACACCACACACUUAGGAGUGGACAGUCCAGAAGAUACAGAUGAAGAAGGCCGGAGAAAGCUGCGUGGCCGGCGUUCCUUUUCUGGAUCACGAGAAGGUUUGGAGACAACCAAAUCUGCUACUGAAAAGCAUGCCUCUACCUCAGCUGCCUCAAACUUGGUCCCUGCAAAGGAGAGCUCCCACAAGAAUAAAGAAGAUUCUGAAAAAUUAUCCAGUGUGCCAAGUACAAGUUCGCAAAAAGGAAACUCUAUUCAGAGCUUAUUCAACUUUUCGGAGACAGCAAGUUCCAAAAACACGCGGGACAACACUUUGAGGAAAAAGAAAGCAGCAAACUUGAACAGCAUAAUUCACCGUUUAGAGAAGGCCGCUAGUCGGGAAGAGCCCAUCGAAUGGGAGUUUUGAGAUUAUGUUCACCCUGGCUCCAGAGAGCUGGGGAAACAAAACUGGACCUUUCACUGAUUAUAUCGUGUUGCGCACUUAUCGCCCUGCAGGCCACAGGGCAAAAACGCCAUAGGCCAAGGUGCAUAUAGCAAACAAAAGGAGCAUUAAGCCCAAUUUUAUGUUGUGUUUUCGAGGACGAAAACUGAAAUAUGUAGUCAAGCUUUUUUGUACCCUGGAGUGUUUUUAGUAUUGCCCUAAGUGGUUUUCACACUUUCUGGAAAAAAAACUCUUACAGCUUUGCCUUGUGCCCUCCAUUUUCAGAGUGGGCUUAAAUAAUUUCAAAAAAAUAAUUUAAAAAAAAAAUAAUAAUUAAAAAGAUGGAACCCACAGAGUUAAUGGGGCUUUUUAUCUGCCAUGUAAUGGCCGCAGAGCGAUAAUACACUAUAAUCUUCUUAUACCAGGAAAAGGAUGAGAAUUUUUUCAGGAAAAAAAAGUUUGUUUUAGUUUCUUUUUUGUAGCUGUUUCAGUUGCCACUAAGAGAUUGCACAGUCAACUGACUCUAAACACACUAGUUUGGAUUCCUAUUUUCAAGAAGAAAAAAACCUGCUUGGAACUUUGAAAUGAAACAAACACAUCUACUCCACUUAUUUUCUAACAAAAAUCACAUCAGGAAAAAGAAAUCUUAAUUUGUGGUAGCUGACGUAUUGUUUUCUUGUUAGUGGAAUAGAAUCUAGUGCACAUUGUUUCAUAGCUUUAACGAUUCUGGUCUUUUCCAGACUGGAAUUUGUUUUACACUCCAUUUAGGCCAAAUCAGGACAAAAGAUCUGAAUUUAGGUAUUUUAUAAUCUGCUUUUUAACCUCUAACCACAGAACACGCUGAUCAGACCUCAUAUUUUUUGGGGGGGUCAGAGGGUACAAGUUGGAAUGGUACUAUGUACUGCUUCAGUUGACCUGCGAGUUCUUAACACUUCCUUACAGUAUUCGUUUUUCAGAAAACUUGUAUUUGUUGAUUUCCGUGGCCAAUGGAGCCUAAACAAACGCAUUUGAAUACCUAAAUAUGCUGCCAAGAAGGAUGCAUAUCCAAGUGACAUUUUCUGAAAUGCAGUCUGGUCACUCACUUUUUUUAUGUUAAAAAAAUAAAAAUAAAAUAAUAAUGCUCUUUACUCUGAGAUAGUACAAUGUAAA
Molecule: messenger RNA, 5839 nt
Organism: Spea bombifrons (plains spadefoot toad)
Lineage: Eukaryota; Metazoa; Chordata; Amphibia; Anura; Pelobatidae
Gene: CUX1
Product: cut like homeobox 1
Exons: 24
Coding region: 95-4675 (1526 amino acids)
Biological process (GO): intra-Golgi vesicle-mediated transport; regulation of DNA-templated transcription
Cellular component (GO): Golgi membrane
Molecular function (GO): DNA-binding transcription factor activity, RNA polymerase II-specific; DNA binding
Source: RefSeq, a predicted model, not a curated record